AUGCUGCUACCAAUGGAGCUCCGCACAUGCCGCGAGCCUAACGCACAACAUCAGUAUAAACCGUUCCGCAACACAGUCUUUACUCACCGACAUCUCGCAGCGGCACGAGGUCCAGGGGCCCUUUUUAAUGAAGAAUGGAACAGUUUAGCCGGCAACGCUCGGCGGUAUAAGUCACGGUCACUAUAUCGAACUGAGCGAGAUGUAAAUCCGACACCAACAGCUACAGUGCAAAGGUUCUACGACCCACAGGAGGCAACUGACGUCAGCUCUCAAGUUGAAAAGAAAGGGAACGCUGUCGUCGCGUUAAAGUCAAAUGUGGCGAGAUUCUCCGAGUCUUCUCAAGAUAAUGAAGCCUCCAGCCGCGGUCCUGGCUCUAUUAUGGCGCGUUUCCAGCACUCUUCGAAAAGAUGA
This is a messenger RNA of Phytophthora infestans T30-4, 411 nucleotides long. RefSeq lists its product as uncharacterized. The coding region runs from base 1 to 411 and encodes 136 amino acids. The record is from RefSeq and is a predicted model, not a curated record. Lineage: Eukaryota; Oomycota; Peronosporomycetes; Peronosporales; Peronosporaceae. The transcript is spliced from 3 exons.